UUUUAGCAUUUUCAUAAUGAGAGUCUCAUUUCUCAUUUCCUCUCUGGUGCUAAUACUAGAGUCGGCGGCUGUGGUAUUAUGAAACCGUGACAGUGAGUAUAGUUCUAUGGUAUAAUAUAAUAAAAGAACAAAAUGAGACAACAAGUAAUUGACACAAAGAUGAAUUCUCAUACGGCCGGAGAAGCUGAUGAAUGUCUUUUCGAAUAUUUACACACAGAAAUGGUUAAUUAUACUCUGAGUAAGGCGUCUAACAAAAAGGAAAAGGAGGAAGAGCUCAGUCGACUAGAAUGGAUGGGAUUCAGUGUUGGGUACAGAAUCAUUGAGCGAUUAACACGGGACUGCAGUCGAUUCAAAGAUGAGUUGGAUAUGAUAAAAUUCAUUUGUACAGAUUUUUGGUCCAGUCUCUAUCAUAAACAGAUUGAUAAUUUACGAACAAAUCACCAUGGUGUAUAUAUGUUGCAAGAUAAUUCAUUUCGAUUAUUAAAUAAAGUAGGUACCAAUUGCAAUAAACAGUAUCUUCAAGAAAGUCCACGCUUAUUAGCAUUUACUUGUGGACUUUUAAGGGGGAGCUUAGCAAAUCUUGGAAUAAUUAGUACUGUUAAUGCUGAAAUUUCUACAUUACCAAGCUGUAAAUUUCAUGUGCAAGUGCAGCAAAUGUAAUAAUUAUUGUAAUAUUAUUUUCCUUAAUAUAAAUAGGUUCAAAUUUAGACUUUAUCAUUUUUAUAGAUCAGGCCUGUCCAACUUGUGGCCCGCGGGCCAAAAUCGAUAAUCGCCCCUACCGGCUUGCUCUUUCAGCCGAGGGGAUGACCCUCCUCCAUUCCAUAAGAAGUCCGACAAUACAGAGGCAAGAAAGCGUGUGUACACGCUCUGACUGUCCCCACUUCUGACGCUCCAGAAAUUCCUACCCGCACGUACCUCUUGCCCCACGAUCGCAUCGCAGCGCAAGCGAGUAGUGGGGUAUGGACUGAGUGAUGGUGGGGACCGCGUCGUCUGGCGAAAUGACCCGCGGACCACAUGUUGGA
This is a messenger RNA of Dufourea novaeangliae, 1022 nucleotides long. RefSeq names its product trafficking protein particle complex subunit 6B (gene Trs33). The record is from RefSeq and is a predicted model, not a curated record. Gene Ontology annotation, cellular component: trans-Golgi network; TRAPP complex; cis-Golgi network. The transcript is spliced from 3 exons. The coding region runs from base 133 to 660 and encodes 175 amino acids. NCBI's taxonomy places the organism in Eukaryota, Metazoa, Arthropoda, Insecta, Hymenoptera, Halictidae. Gene Ontology annotation, biological process: endoplasmic reticulum to Golgi vesicle-mediated transport; regulation of GTPase activity.